UUGGAGUUCUUAGGGUUUGGCUUGUUUUGGCCUUGUUUUGAAACGGGAUUCACUUGAUUUUGGGCUUAUUGUGAAAAUCAGGGUGCUUCUUUACUGUGUGAAAGUUGGCAACUGUGGAUCUGAUCCCUGGGCCAGUGGGACUGGAAAAUACCAACUUUUCCUGAUAUUUGAUACAAUCUACUACUCUUCACAUUUUGAAUGUGGAUGCACUGGGGGCAUUUAAGAAGACAGCCAGCCCUUGCUGCCCCAUUCCCUCUGGCCUGGGGUACAGCUGUUAGAUAACAUGCCUGCCCUGCACUCUAUACCUUAAAGGUUCCCAUGGCUCAUAGUGAAGCCCUGCCCUGGAAGUCAUCCUGUGCAUGCUCAGAGGCACCUGCACUUCAAACUAGACUGCCCAAAGCCACCAGCAAGGAGAAGGCUCAGUCCUGCACUGGCAGGGAGGGAUUUGUUCAGUGCUCAGGCCCUGGCCUGGCCUUGCUCCCACAGGCUACAGCCUGAUGGAAAAGUCUGGAGAGAGAGAGACACACACUCCGCGCAGCACCUGCCCCCUCGGCCUGCGCUGCAGCGCCCCCUGCAGCGGAGAAGAGAGAGAAGCGAGGGGAAGGCAGCACCGCGCUGCUAAACCUGUAAGCAGCGUAAGGAGCGGCCGCUGCGUUCAUCUCCGCCUCGCCCGGACCGAUCGCUGCCCAUUAGCUUCCACCGGGAGCAGAGCCGGGGCGGUCGGGGACACCGCAGGCAAGCGAAGCGUCUCCUCCCCCACCUGAGCUGCACUAGAACCGGUGCCUGAGCAGAGGUACCGCAUGCUGCACCCCCUCGCCAGUGGCGGCUGCUGCUUCUUCCUUCGGAGCCGUGAUUGCAAAGUGGAAGUUUGUCACCAUGAGCCUCUUACUGCCAUUUGACUCCAUCUGCAUUUUCCUCUGUGCCCAAGUGCUGCUUACAUGGGGUCUACAAGAACUUCAUGCCAACCAGGAGACAAUUGUCAAGAUUUCUGCUGCUGGCCAACUGAUGCAGUGCUCUGCUUCAGUAGAUAUUCUCCUUCUGUUAGAUGGGUCGUACAGCAUUGGCAAAGGAAGCUUUGAGAGGUCUAAGCACUUUGCAGGCAAACUCUGUGAUGCCUUGGACAUCAAUCCGGAUAGGGUCAGAGUGGGAGUGAUACAAUUUAGCUCAACUCCCCAGCUAGAAUUCCCCUUGGAUUCGUGUUUAACCAAGCAGGAAGUAAAGGAGAAAAUCAAGAAGAUUGUGUUCAGAGGCGGGAGCACAGAAACAGGACUCGCACUGAAAUACAUUCUCUGGAAAGGUUUCCCUGGUGGCAGAAAUUCCUCUGUCCCUGAAAUCCUGAUCAUCCUCUCGGACGGGAAAUCCCAAGGCAAUGUAGCAAUACCCGCUAAGCAGCUGAAGGACAGGGGCACCACAGUAUUUGCUGUGGGAGUCAAAUUUCCAAGGUGGGAGGAGCUGCACACACUGGCCAGUGAACCAACUGAGUGGCAUAUGCUGUUCGCUGAACAUGUGGAUGAUGCUGCCAAUGGCCUGUAUAGCACUCUCACCAGCUCUACUCUCUGCAGUGCUGUCUCUCCAGGUUGCAAGAUUGAAUCUCACCCUUGCGAACGCAAGACACUGGAGACUGUGAAAGAGCUGGCUGGGAACUAUAUGUGUUGGAAAGGGUCAAAGAGACCAAAUGCAGUGCAUGCAUCUCUCUGCCCGUUUUACAGUUGGAAAAGAGUCUUAAUAAAACACCCGGCCAGAUGCUACCGAGCUACAUGUGCAGAUCCCUGCGAUUCCCAGCCUUGUCACAAUGGAGGCACAUGCAUUCCAGAGGGAUUAGAAAGGUACCACUGUGUGUGUCCUGUUGGAUUUGGAGGAGAUGCCAGCUGCGCACCGAAGCUGAGUCUGGAAUGCAGUGUGGAUCUUCUUUUCCUGGUGGACAGCUCAUCUGGUACCACCUUGGAGGGAUUCCUGCGCUACAAAGCCUUCCUGAAAAGGUUCAUCCAGGCAGUGUUGAGCAAAGACUCCCCAGCAAAUGUCGGCGUGGCCCAGUACAGCAAUGAGGUCCAGAUCCCUAUCAAAGUGGGUGAGUACAAGGAUGUGCUCAGUCUCAUGAAGAAUGUUGACACCAUGCGUUUCAGCGGAGGGGGAACCUUCACCGGCAAAGCCCUUCGGUAUGUCACGCAGCAUGGCUUUAAGAGUGCUCCGGCUUUCCCAGACGUUCACGACGAUCUCCCGUGUGUGGUUAUCUUGCUUACGGAUUCGGAGUCCCAGGAUCCUGUGGUAGAAGCAGCUAAACAUACCAGAGGCAGAGGGCUCUUCCUAAUUGGCGUGGGCAACGACUUCUUAAGAGCAGAACUGGACGAAGUGACUGGGAAUCCAAAGCGGACUGUUGUCUAUUCCAACCCCCAGGAUCUGUUCAACAAGAUCCCUGAGCUGCAGAAAAAAAUCUGCAGCGUAGACAGUCAUCAAGACUGCCAGUCCCAGUCUCUGGAUCUGGUUUUCGCCUUGGAUGCCUCAGCUGGAGUUGGCAGGGAGAACUUUCUGCGGCUGAGGAACUUUGUCAGUAGCAGCUCCCUGCAGUUCAAUAUUAAUCGGGACAUCACCCAGAUAGGCCUUGUGGUCUACAGCAGCAGAGCUCGCACUGCAUUUGCCCUGGACGCGCAUGUCACCAGCUCUGCUCUCCUUCAAGCCAUCAGCCAGGUGCCUUUCCUUGGUGGCUCAGCCUCCACGGGCAGAGCCUUGCUUCACAUUCAUGAUGAUGUCAUGACUGUUCCGAAAGGGGCAAGGCCUGGGGUGAGCAAGACCGUGGUUGUGAUCACGGAUGGGAGCGGCACCGAGGAUGCAAUUGUUCCAGCUCAGCAGCUGCGGAGCAAUGGUGUGUCAGUGUUUAUUGUCGGGAUUGGGGAUGUGCGGAGGGACACGCUGCUGAGGAUUGCCAGUUCUCCCAACUACCUGAUACACGUUUCAUCUUAUGAUGAUCUGCAGAAUUACAAAGACUUUAUCAUUGAAAGAAUAUGUGAAGAGGCUAAACGCCUGGUGAACCUGUGCAAACCCAACCCGUGCCUGAAUGAGGGCGUGUGCGUUCUCAGGAAUGGAAGCUACCGGUGUGAAUGCCAAGGCUGGGAAGGACCGCACUGUGAAAGCAGAAUUUUAAGGAAAGAUUCUUCAAGAUCAGCAAUCCCUCCCACAAACUUUCACAUCCAACGAAAUCUGAGCGGUUUGCAGCAGUUUAACAGAGCUCUCCGACAUGCAGAAAGGCUCACUUAGUCGGGACACUGAAUUGGGCAAUUUCACUGCGCAGUUCUCCCUUCACUAAUGCUUGCUUGCAGUCAUUAAUAUACAAGAAGAUCUGGCAAGCAACCACCAGGUAUUUCAAUGAACAAUUUAAUCUGGCACAGAGACUGAAAUAAUGUCUCUCCAAGUUCACACAGGACACCAGCUGGGCUUAUCAGUAGUCAAUAUAUUUUUGCUUUUGUAAUAAGUAAAUAUUUUGUGUGUUUCAA
Molecule: messenger RNA, 3488 nt
Organism: Chelonoidis abingdonii (Abingdon island giant tortoise)
Lineage: Eukaryota; Metazoa; Chordata; Testudines; Testudinidae
Gene: VWA2
Product: von Willebrand factor A domain containing 2
Biological process (GO): calcium-independent cell-matrix adhesion
Cellular component (GO): basement membrane
Molecular function (GO): calcium ion binding
Source: RefSeq, a predicted model, not a curated record